CAAUGGAACCCCAAGAGCACCACCACCACCACGAAUCCCCCGAAACCCUACCGCCCUCCUCCACCAUGCCGCCCCCAACCUGCUGCAAAUGCGGCGGCCCCACCGCCCUCGCCGCCCCUCCUCCGUCCUGCUCUCCUCCCCCAAACUACCGCCCCAUCCGCGCCCCCGCGAUCAACCUCCCCCCAAACAACAACUCCCAACAGGCCAUCAUCCUCGCCCCGGUCCCACAACCCAGACCCGUCCCACCCAUCUCUCCCCCCUUCCACUUCCAACCCCCCUCCAAGCAAAUCCAAUCCCCCGACGACAUCCGCCGCUUCCACGACUCCCCCUCCGGCCAGCACUUCCUCGGCUUCGUCGUCGCCCUCUCCCAAUCCAUCCGCUCCAAGAAAAUCUCCGACCCCUGCCACGUGUCCCCCGUUACCUCCACCCUGGUCUCGAUCCUCGACACCCUCCUCUGCUGGGUCGACGAGAUCCCGCCGACCCUGCAGUCCGCGCGGUACGGGAACGUGUCGUACCGCGCGUGGCACGAGCGCUUGGUCCAAAACGCCCCUGACCUAAUGCUCGAAUUCCUCCCUCCCCAUCUCGAGCCUUCCACGGUCGAGAUCGUCCCUUACUUCACCGACGCCUUCGGAAACCCUAGCCGGAUCGACUACGGCACCGGCCACGAGACCCAUUUCGCGGCGUGGAUCUACUGCCUGGCCAGAAUGGAGGUCAUCAAAGAAGAAGACUACCCCGCCGUGGUGGCUAGAGUGUUUGUCAAGUACCUGGAGCUCAUGAGGAAGCUUCAGCUGGUCUAUUGCCUUGAGCCGGCGGGGUCUCACGGCGUUUGGGGCCUUGAUGACUACCAUUUCCUGCCGUUUAUUUUCGGGUCGUCGCAGCUGAUUGAUCACAAGUACAUGAAGCCGAAGUCGAUUCAUAAUGAUGAUAUAUUGGAGAAUUUUUCAAAGGAGUAUAUGUAUCUCUCCGGGGUGGCGUUUGUGAAGGAGGUGAAGAAGGGGCCGUUUUCGGAGCAUUCGCCCUUGUUGGAUGAUAUUAGUGGCGUGGCGAAUUGGAACAAGGUGAAUAGUGGGAUGCUGAAGAUGUAUAAGGUUGAGGUGUUGGAGAAGGUGCCGAUUAUGCAGCAUUUCCUGUUUGGCUGGCUCAUCAAAUGGGAGUAGAUCGUGACAUGAGAUUUAUCACUACAUCUUUUGUGGAAGGGUAAUGUUGGCUUUCUGUCGGGUUAUAAGUUAGUAGAAGUUUAGAGAGGUACUAGAACAAAAAUAUACUUCUGCUCUUUUGUAAAUGCUGCUCUGGCUACUGAUUAUGUGCUUUUGCUGUGUUAUGUGAGUGCAUAUUGCUUUGAGAUAAUUUUGCUCUGAAUGGAAGAGUGAUGCGUUUCUGAAAUGGUGAAUGGAAAAUUGAUCUCAAAAGAGGAGUAUACGCCCAUGAUAACUAUUCAGGUUGAGCUUGGGGAUUCUUUUCCUCAGCAAGUAUGAAGUGAGAAGUUGGUGUUAGAAUUUCCUUUUUCCAUUUUCCUAAUUCAUGUAUUUUAAUUCCAUACUCCCCUGGGGCCUUGUGACUUCAUUUUGUCAAUUUUUCUCUUCUUGUGAAGCGUCAAGUAUUUGUUUGUCCUGGCCGUUUAGUGCUGCUCCUUCUACUAUCAUAGAACAUUUAAAUUCCAUCUUUGAGUAUCAACAAAUUUUCAU
Molecule: messenger RNA, 1685 nt
Organism: Argentina anserina (silverweed cinquefoil)
Lineage: Eukaryota; Viridiplantae; Streptophyta; Magnoliopsida; Rosales; Rosaceae
Exons: 2
Coding region: 3-1157 (384 amino acids)
Biological process (GO): mitotic spindle organization
Cellular component (GO): nucleus; protein phosphatase type 2A complex; cytoplasm
Molecular function (GO): protein tyrosine phosphatase activator activity; peptidyl-prolyl cis-trans isomerase activity
Source: RefSeq, a predicted model, not a curated record